AUGCGGCUCUUAUACCACGGAGAUGAUGGGGAGCUCAGUGUCACUGCCGACCUAGUCGAUAGACCCGAUACCUCCUUACGCGACAGCUUGCAGUCCUUCUUGGUCGACACCUGCUGCAUCAACAAGGCGAACAAGACUGAGCUCUCGUUGGCCAUCCGGUCCAUGUUUCGCUGGUACCGCGACGCAGCUCGGUGGUAG
This is a messenger RNA of Bipolaris zeicola 26-R-13, 198 nucleotides long. RefSeq lists its product as uncharacterized. The transcript has a single exon. The coding region runs from base 1 to 198 and encodes 65 amino acids. The record is from RefSeq and is a predicted model, not a curated record. NCBI's taxonomy places the organism in Eukaryota, Fungi, Ascomycota, Dothideomycetes, Pleosporales, Pleosporaceae.